AUGGCGAACCCGAAGACUGCCACACCCGAGCCGCGCAAGGCAGUCAAGCACUACGCGUACAUGUACAGGAAGCCCAGGAAAAACAAAAAGACACGAGCUCCUCAGAUGCCCAAGGAGCCCGAGACAGCAGCCGCCAUCGACGCCCGUCUGAACGUGGCAGAGCAGUUGGCAUCGACAGCCAAGCCCCCUCGAGCCCCACCAAGCCUCGACCUCAAGACCAUCAAGAACGUCCAGACCUCGCCCAAGGGCAAAGCCAGUCAGGAGCCCAGCUCAGAUGACUGCCCUGCCACGCCCACAAACUUGGCAGAUCCUGCAGCACAGCCCUGCUCGGGCUGCACCACGCCAACAUCAGCCCGCAGCGCAGACAGCCUCAGCUGCGAGGAAUUCGCGGUGACCGUGGACAUUGCAUCCGCCAAGGCUCAGGACGUCUCAGGACAUGAACAGCCGGACACCGUCAACAGCGCUGCCAUCAAUCCUGCCUUGCUCUGCACAUCACAGGACACCAUAUCUGAGGAGCCAGAUUACACAACAGAUGCUGUGGAGAGCGCGGCGCCCGAGGAGACCGUCCGCCUUCCAAGCCGAGCCGACGUGGAGCCUGUCAGCGAGUCAGGGCAGCCAGCAAGCCUGGUGGGCUUUGCGCUGACUGCACUCAGCUGCCUGCAGUGCUUCGCACCAGCCCUGGCCAGACCGGCAGUGACUAUGGCUGUGGCUGCAUCCGUGAAGACACUGGCAGCCGCAGCAGCAGUGGCACUUGUUUGUUGCUGA
Molecule: messenger RNA, 765 nt
Organism: Coccomyxa subellipsoidea C-169
Lineage: Eukaryota; Viridiplantae; Chlorophyta; Trebouxiophyceae; Coccomyxaceae
Exons: 4
Coding region: 1-765 (254 amino acids)
Source: RefSeq, a predicted model, not a curated record